Messenger RNA from Drosophila eugracilis, 1383 nucleotides. RefSeq names its product gustatory receptor for sugar taste 64e. Gene Ontology annotation, biological process: sensory perception of sweet taste; detection of chemical stimulus involved in sensory perception of taste. Gene Ontology annotation, cellular component: membrane. Gene Ontology annotation, molecular function: sweet taste receptor activity. The transcript is spliced from 9 exons. Bases 1 to 1383 code for a protein of 460 amino acids. NCBI's taxonomy places the organism in Eukaryota, Metazoa, Arthropoda, Insecta, Diptera, Drosophilidae. The record is from RefSeq and is a predicted model, not a curated record.
AUGGCCAGGACCACUGGGGAUCCUGCCAAGCGGCGACGUUGCUUAGCUCGCAUUAAGUUCUGGCGAAGAUCACGCGUUGGCAGCGAUGUCACCCUGGGGAUCAUCAAAUAUAGAGUCGUAUCUAAGCCCUCAAGACGCUUUCAAUUUUCUUUGAUUAAGGCUUGGUUUCAUCGGAUCAGAAAAGAGAACUACAAGUACAGUGGCUCUUUUCAAGAAGCCAUCAAGCCAGUCCUCAUUAUCGCCCAAAUCUUUGCUCUAAUGCCAGUUCGAGAAGUUAGCUCAAAGUUUGCAGAAGAUCUGACCUUCACCUGGUUUAGUAUUCGAACUUAUUACGCCCUGGUGACCAUCCUUUGCUUUGGCGUAACUUCCGGAUAUCUGGUGGCCUUCGUGACUAAUGUCUCAUUCAAUUUCGAUUCAGUGGAGACGCUGGUAUUCUAUUUGUCUAUAUUCCUUAUCUCUUUGUCAUUUUUGCAACUGGCCAGGAAGUGGCCAGCUAUUGCUCGGGAAUGGCAGUUAGUGGAGGCCAAGCUACCACCUCUGAAGUUGCCUAAAGAACGCAGAUCUCUGGCGCGGCACAUCAAGAUAAUCACCAUUGUGGCCACUACUUGCUCGCUGGUGGAACACAUUAUGAGCAUGCUGUCUAUGGGUUACUAUGUGAACUCCUGCCCUCGAUGGCCAGGUAAUCCCAUCGAUAGUUUCCUGUAUUUAAACUACUCUUCGGUGUUCUAUUUUGUGGAUUAUACCCAAUUCCUGGGUAUUUUAGGAAAGGUGGUUAAUGUCUUGAGUACCUUUGCUUGGAACUUCAAUGACAUCUUCGUGAUGGCUGUCAGUGUGGCUUUAGCUGCUCGUUUUCGACAGCUUAAUGAUUACAUGAUGAAGGAGGCUAGAUUGCCCACAACUGCGGACUUCUGGAUGCAGUGUAGGAUUAACUUCCGGAACCUUUGCAAACUGUGCGAGGAGGUGGACGAUGCCAUAUCCACUAUUACCCUACUCUGCUUCAGCAACAAUCUGUACUUUAUCUGUGGAAAAAUCCUGAAGAGCAUGCAGGCCAAGCCAUCUAUUCUGCACGCCUUAUACUUUUGGUUCUCACUCACCUAUCUGCUUGGUCGUACUCUAAUUCUGUCACUAUAUAGCUCCAGUAUAAAUGAUGAGUCCAAGCGACCCUUGGUCAUUUUUCGUUUGGUCCCCAGGGAGUAUUGGUGCGAUGAGCUCAAGCGCUUUUCGGAGGAGGUUCAGAUGGACAAUGUGGCACUGACUGGCAUGAAGUUCUUUCGGCUGACACGCGGCGUUGUCAUUUCGGUGGCUGGUACUAUUGUGACCUACGAACUUAUUCUGCUGCAGUUCAACGGCGAGGAAAAGGUGCACGGCUGCUUCGAAAGCUGA